AUGACCGGCCAGCCGGUGAUCCCGGUGAUCGUGAUCGAGGAUGCGGGCAAGGCGGUUCCGCUGGCGCGGGCGCUGGCCGCCGGCGGGCUUCCGGCGGUCGAGAUCACGCUGCGCACCGAGGCUGCGCUCGAUGCGAUCGAGGCGAUCGCGUCCGAGGUUCCCGAAGCGGUUGUCGGCGCCGGUACGGCGCUGAACGCCAAGCAGUAUGAGGCGUGUCGGGCGGCCGGCGCGCGCUUUGUCGUCUCGCCGGGUUUCACGCCGGAGCUUGCCGAAGCGGCGGACGGCGCCAACGUGCCGCUCCUGCCGGGAUGCGUGACGUCCAGCGAGAUCAUGGCGGCGCUCGAAGAGGGCUACACCCAUCUGAAGUUCUUUCCGGCCGGACAGGCGGGCGGCGUUGCCUAUCUGAAGGCGCUCGCCUCGCCCUUUUCCGCCGUCCGGUUCUGCCCGACGGGCGGCGUGUCGCCCGACAAUGCCGGCGAUUAUCUGGAUCUGCCGAACGUUGUGUGCGUCGGCGGCUCGUGGGUGGCGCCCAAGGAGGCCGUCGCGAGCGGCGACUGGGACCGCAUCACGGCCCUCGCCAAAGAGGCGGCCGGGCUGGGGUAA
Effrenium voratum is the source of this 603-nucleotide messenger RNA. Lineage: Eukaryota; Dinophyceae; Suessiales; Symbiodiniaceae. The record is from the annotation of a GenBank genome assembly.